UUAGAUUGUCAGCUGACAUCCCGGAAGUACUCCAAAAACAAAUAUCGUUGCCAGUCUCUGAACAUUUCGUGUUUCUUAUUAGUUUAAUAGCAUUAUUUAGGACACUGUUAUGGAGGGUGCUCUGGAGCAGCAUCUUGACGACACGAUGAAAAAUCCAGCUAUUGUUGGGGUUUUGUGCACAGACGCUCAAGGACAUAAUCUAGGGUGCCGUGGCUCACUAUCAGAUGAGCAUGGAGGAGUUGUGUCUGUUCUGGCCAGACAGGCUGCUUCUCUAACCAAAGAUGCCACCGAUUGUCCUACAGUGUGCCUGGAGUCUGACUGUGGGAACAUCUUGGUGAGAAGACAUGGAACAAUUACACUGGCUGUGCAUAAGAUGGCAUCCUGAAAUCUGUCGGUCAAAUUCUUUUUCAUUUUUAAAGAUCAUUAGUAUGCGUUUGAUAAGCUUCGGUUGUCUAUUGUCGAAACACAGAAGCUCAAUGACUGGGUGAGAUCUUGUCUUCCAUCAUAUCAGAAAUCAUCAGGUGUUUGUUGUCAGUGUUUAAUCUAAUUUAUUUUCCAAUAUUAUCACUUUCUUUCAACCAUAAAACACACUUUAAAUGUCUUCUCUGCUUUUCUUUGUUAGAAUAAAUGCAUUAAGGAAA
Danio aesculapii is the source of this 641-nucleotide messenger RNA. It is a transcript of the gene lamtor5, whose product is annotated as late endosomal/lysosomal adaptor, MAPK and MTOR activator 5. Gene Ontology annotation, cellular component: Ragulator complex; lysosome; cytoplasm. Bases 110 to 385 code for a protein of 91 amino acids. Gene Ontology annotation, biological process: positive regulation of TORC1 signaling; cellular response to amino acid stimulus. The record is from RefSeq and is a predicted model, not a curated record. The transcript is spliced from 4 exons. Gene Ontology annotation, molecular function: guanyl-nucleotide exchange factor activity. NCBI's taxonomy places the organism in Eukaryota, Metazoa, Chordata, Actinopteri, Cypriniformes, Danionidae.